AUGAGCACCGCGGCUUUCUCUCUACACCCCUCAAUUCUGUUCAAAUUUCGUGCCAAACACAGCUUCUCAUGGAAAUUCACCCCUAACAAGCAUUCGUCUUCGCUCGCCAAAAUUUGUUGCUCGCGGAACAACACGCCCCAACAACAGCUUAACCUGUCCGUCCUUCGAUUCACUCUAGGGAUACCUGGAUUGGACGAAUCUUAUUUGCCCAGAUACAUCGGUUAUGCAUUUGGGGCGCUUUUAGUGUUGAAUCAUUUUGUGGGCUCGGAUUAUUCAUCCACUACUGCAGCUCAGCUGAGAACGGAGGCAUUGGGACUUUCUUUGGCCGCAUUCUCUGCCAUUGUUCCAUAUCUGGGAAAGUUCUUGAAGGGAGCCACUCCAACUGACCAGAAAAUCAUCCCAGAAGGAGCUGAGCAAAUUUUUAUCAUGUCAGAGGAUGUGAAUGAUGACAAGAAGGCAGAUUUGGCUUGGGGAACAUAUGCUCUUUUACGCAAUACAAACUCAAUAUCAGUGCUCAUCUCGGUUCCGGAUGCCUUGUGUGUGCGUGGCUAUUGGAAUACACCGAAAGAUUUGUCCAAACAAAAUGUUCUCAAUUGGUUCGUAAAGAAGACUCAAGAAAUAGGUUUCUCCAAUUUGAAGGAUACCAUGUAUUUCCGACCAGCUGCAGAUUCUGAGUUGAAGGAGAUGGUUCCAACCGGGAUUCAGUCCUUCCUCGUGCAACCUAUUCUGGAUGCUUCAAGUCAAACAGUCAACAGCAAGGGUUUUGUCCUGUUGGCUUCAAGCAUGGAUUAUGCAUAUACUGAUAAAGACAAAGCAUGGAUAGCUGCAAUUGCCAACAAAUUCUAG
Molecule: messenger RNA, 846 nt
Organism: Striga hermonthica
Lineage: Eukaryota; Viridiplantae; Streptophyta; Magnoliopsida; Lamiales; Orobanchaceae
Source: the annotation of a GenBank genome assembly